GUUCACUUCUAGGCUCACGCGUGAGCCGCGACCUGUGAAGUGUGAGGCGUGAGCCGAGGUCUAUGGCCCAUCGCAAGUAAGAUUACGUCCAUUCAUUUUUCCACUUACGCUUUUAGGCGUGAGGCGUGAGUUUCUAUGGUCCGGAAGCCUUAGGCAACGCCAUUAUUCACAUUUUUGUAUCUCUUUUCAUUUAAAUUUCUAACAUGGUUACUGUUUCGUCGGCUUGACUUUUCUACGUCUGUUUAGGGUUACUGUCGUCUUUUCUGUUUUGUUGCAAAAUGUAACUAUUCUCACGUGGACACAAAAUGUAACUUAUAUUUUGCAACCACAUACUUUAAGAUAGACUACCAAGUUUUUGGCCCUGGCUUUGGUUUUCUCUGUUGCCAGUAUAAGUUGAGUUAUUGUCUCGAACGGUAACCUUGGACUCAAACAUGGACACGAUGAACAAUUAUGCUUUUUUUACUCUUCGUUACAAUACUUUGGGCUGAAAAAUGUUCAUGUAUUUACUUGUAACCAAUUAAUUUGUUUAAGGUAUAAAGUUAAAAAAGCAAACAACAGCGUUCGUUUUUCUCUUUGGUGGUAGACGCAGUCGUUUUGUUUUGGUCCCUUUUCUUAAUUCAGUUGUUGUUGUGUUAAUCUGUGCCAAGUGGCAACGGCAUCCCUUUGGUUACGCUACCAGCCCCGUAAUCAUGAGAUUGUGGAUUUGGGGACUCGAGCGUCAGAUCGGUUCGACGCUGUGUCUUUGGGAAAGGCGCUUUACACGGCGCUCGCUGGUCCCGCCUUUAAAUAUCCUAAUAGUGUUGAUAGAGGCGUUAAACCUAUAUCUUUUCACAUAAAUUUACAGUCUCUUCCAGUCGAGAUGUCUUGUUGGAAACUGUUCCUCUAAAGAAAAACUAUCACAAUCAGCAUUGCAACCACAACUACAGCAGCAGCAGCAGCUGCAACAUUGAUUACAACAGAGCAUCAGCAACAGCAAAAGAAUCGCACUGACAAAUAAAUGCAAAGAAAAUUACAAAAACAACAAGACAACAGAGACAUACCCCACCCCCAAAAAUGACAACACUAAAAGUACAAAGGUACUGGAGCCUUCGCUGUGUAGAAAAAACAAUAAUAUUGAUAUUCCUUAUCUGUCGAUUCUCUCGCUAGGCAUACACUCGUGUCUUGUUUCAUUCUUUUGUCACGAAGGAGGCUUUGGGUUUCCUUUGACUCCUACAUGUAUACUACCUACCCUGUAACACUUUGUAGGUUUCUAUCAUGCGUAGGUUCUAGGUGGUAUCACAAGGACCAUACUACACAUAACCCCCUUGUGGUAUCUUGGCGUCUUUUCCAUAACAGCCCCCAGCGUCACAAUAAGACUCGUGCUCUUACUCAUGUUUCCGUAGCCUGUUCUAAAUGUACCCUUUUUGUAACUCGAGAAUUUAAUGGCGUUUCUUGGAAUAUUUUUAGUCAAUGAAGAAGGUGAUUGAAGGGCGCCACUGCCAGUUCAUACAUUUGUAGUUUUCCCCUGUUGUUUCUGUUGUCCAUGAUUCUUAUUUUUUCCCCUGGUAUUAAAUGGCCGCUAUUGUGUUGAAGUGCUUUUUUAGAACUUAAAACGAAGUCGGUGUUUUUGAGUUUACUACAUGUAUUGAGACUCUCAUAAAGAGCAGAUGCGUUUUGAAAACCUUUCCGUUCUGUGUUUUGCUUGACAAUGAAAUAAGUAACCAUACAGGAUUAUUUGGUUCUUCAGAUUUUCUGGAGCCUAGGGAUCCGUCAUUCAUUUCAAAGUGUGAGUGUGCACUUUAGCACACGCACAUGCAUUCGUGCUCUUGCACAAACCCACACGCGUACACACUCAUAUACACACACUUGGUACUUACUCUCCCUCACACACAUACAUGUGCAGGCCCGUUAAAGACCAGCAUUUGCAAAUUUUGAAGGCCACAGUUCGACUAGGAAUUAUAAAGUGCAGCAGGUAGCAGCAGUGCCAUUUUGUUUAUGGAUCUGACCCCCCUCCCCGUUUUCCCCCACUGGCCUUCCUUUAUACGCUUAUCGUGUGAUCGAUAUCUUCCGUCAGAUGUACUUCCAAGAUCAAGUGCUGAUAGUCUUUUCUGACUAGAGCUAAUUGUAUUUGGCAAUGUUUCUUAAGGUGUGAAAAUGAGAACAGCCUCGGGAAGGUGUUUGAUAGCGUGCAAUUCUUCCUCCUUUUACGCCCCCCUCCCCAGUACUGUCAACAAAAUCAGUAAUAACGAGAACGUUGAGAACUACUCCACCAAUAGCCGGACUUCCACCAACGAACAAUUAGAUAAAAUACCCCCACCCCCUCAAAAAAAAUAUAUAAAAAAAUCAAAAAAUCUCGCAAAAUAAGAAAAGGGUAAAAAAGGACAGAAAGCGCAAAUAAAAUUAACUGACAUCACACAAAUUCAUGAAGAGCAUUUCCCCCACCCCUCCCUCUCCCAAUCGAAGUAUUCAUUUUUAUAACUUUUAUCGGUUUACCCACUUAUUACACAGACCAUCCCUUCUAAUUACCACGUGCGCCGCCCCAACUCGCCCGGCCCCUCCCCGCCCCAAAUCGUAACGACAUUAGUAACAAGGUGUCGCCAAAUCAAUACUGUGUAAGUUACCGAGGAAGCUCUCCAUAAUUCUCUCUGCGUUCAUGUUGACGUUGUUCCCAUUCCUUAAUUCUUUACUCUAUUGACCUAUAUUUUACCCUGGCUGCUUCAGCGCACAAUGGGAAUAAUUUCUUGAGCCCGCUGUAAGACAGGGGCCUGUGGCGUGAUGCCUUUCACUGGCGUUCACUGAUGUAAGCUGGUCCUUUCAAAAUCUGAACGUUAUUGAGCAGAUUUGCCGUACAGAAAUCACCACUGUUUAAAUAUGGCCGGUUUCGUGUUCAUUUGUCAUAAACUAGGACUCGAUCGACUUAAGCUCGGUGCGGGCUUCUACUUCUACGAGAACUGGCUUUUUCUCUCCCAGUGAUAGAUCUCAACGACUAUGUCGUAAAAUGUCAAGACGGUGUGCACAGGAUUCGCCCUCGUUGAGUUUAAAAGCGCGGGAGAUUUUCUUGGCUCUUUUGACCGUGCGGCGAUCGGUGACGAGAGCGCGUCUGAGCAAAGAGAAUCGUGAACGUUAGAUUAGAGCUAUAUCGAUUGUCUAUGGAACUUGGCGCCACUCACACACGGUGGUCGCUCGUGGCUGUUGCUUGUUGAAGUCGUCAUCCGCGCCUAAGAUGGUGUGUCGUCUGCUAGCCUACCGGGACGGCCCGUCUUUCACUCGCAGUCAGAUUGGAUGUCCUCCUCCCGCCAGCGCGACAGGAUAUAGUUUUCAGUUAGCGAAAUUUACUCUUUCAUGACGGCGGUGUUUAAAAACUUUCUUUUUAAGCGGACGACGAUAUGGUGCGUUUAUCCACGUGGGAUGGAAAUGUGUGCGCAUAUAGUGUUUUAGUGUUUUGUUACCCCCCCCCCCUCCAGUGUUUUUCGUUUUUCGCUCGUAACACGGGAGUAAUUUUAAUGGCGUUGUAACAACACCACUUGUGUCGUAAUUUCUAAAUUGCACAAUAGGCACAACUUCUUUCGGUGGAAUCCAGUUCUUGUGCCACUCUCUGUGGUUAGGCGGAGUCAGUAUCGGUUAUCAUUCACAGUGUUUUUCUUGGGGCAUUUCAAACGACGUCGUUUUACUAUCUGGACUCAUGCAGAGUGUAGAAAGAACUGGCGUGUUUUCACCAUGGAAUGUUGAUCUUAGUUUCGUUUGCCACGUGCAAUAAUCCCUUUACGUGAUGACUAACGGACUAGAAGCUCUCUCUUACACUCUGUCAUCUGUUUGAGGAGUCGCUGUUUCAGCUAGAAGUACAGUCAAAACUGUCUAAGACGGCCAUUCACCGUCGAAGAGAACAAUAGCCGUCUUAAACAGGUUGACGUCUAAAACAGUGCCAUCAUAAUGUAAAAUAAGGAAAGGGUAGAAACGAAAAGUGGCCGUUUGUGCAGGUGAUUGCUUCAUACAGGUGACCGUUGGAGCAGGUUUUGCUGUAGAGAGCUAGCAGCUAACAAGUGAAGAGGCCACAAUGUACACCGUGGUGAAAACGCUUCAGGUCCCUACUGUGAAGAUGCGCGGGCCGUGUCUGGACUCCUCAUCGUCUGGUUUCGAAAAGGUUUUACAAUCUCGCGCACAGUUGCCGUACGUGCACGAAGUGUUUUUGAAACGCAAGAAACACCCAGGUGUGCACGGCGUGCGUGUGACGCUCUUCUCUCUCACCGGACUCGGUGACGUCACGGAUCGUAUUACGCCCCAGCCAGAGUUGGAACAGCCUGGCGUGGAGUAUCAGCUGUCCUUAUGCCUGUACGACGCCACCUACCGACAGUUCUUUGGUCGACAAUGGAUGGGUCCCAACCUCGCACCGCGGGGAUCCAAGCUGCAGUACAACAAGAAUGUGUACUUCCACACGAGCAUCCACAACAGCAACAUCAUCCUCGUGGUGGAAGUGACCGCGCACUCGGUGGCCCCCAAUGGCCGACCGCAGCACGUGAGCUGUGGCUGGUGCUUCCUCCGACCCUUUGGCUCAGACAGUGGCAUGCCAGACUCCUCACGCAACGUGCAGUCCCAGACACAGAAAAUUCAGUUGUAUCAUGGAUCUCCCCGAGCAUUGUACUUCAUGGAUGAGCCGCUUGAGGGAAACCAGCUGCUGCGUGCUGUGGAGGGGUGUGAGCUCAACUGCAGCCUAGCCUCCCACAAGGCACUGCUGCAGAUCGUCAGUCUGUUGCCAGAGAACACGCUGGUGGACGCCAAUGACACCGUCCCUGGCAUGGUGGACACGACAGGUGGGGAUCGAUUCAAGAAGCCACGUCUACAACGUCAUGUCCCCAUUGAGAUAGACGGCUUGGUCCUUCACCUACAGCCCAAUGUGGACAAGUUUGAAGAGGAGUUGUGUAACUUGAUGCGCGAGGAUCGGUCUCUCCGAGAGAACAGACCGAAAGACUCACUGGAUGUCUGCAUAACGGAGCGAAGACUACAGGUGGGUGUGCACAACGGCUGGUGUUAUGUGGAGAAGCCUAGUGUGUUCCACCUGGAGAAGCUGUCCGGUACUCCCAGCCGCAAGCCCACGGCCAGCCCAUCCAUGAGACGCAGCAGUCGCUUCCACAUCCGCAGGAACAGCACGGGCUCUUCUAGUGGAGGGAGUGCAGGGCAUACGUUUUUAGUUCUGAAGAACAAGAUCCAGAUCAACGAACUGUUGGAAGACCCAAUGUGUGCGGUGGUGUUCACUCUAGAGUACAUUAUAGGGGAGCCCCUAACUGCCCAGGAUCGCAGGCAAAGUCACAGUCUGGCACGGGCUCACUCUCGCACAGUGAGCGUUCGCUGGGCUUCAUGGACUCCGUUGCUGCACCCCAACACCAUGGAUGUGAAGAUGGCGCUGGUGGGCGGGCCGCUGCGCUCCCCGGACGACGCCCUCGUGUACAAAGUACCGGCCACAAGCAUGCAGGACCAGGCUGUGGCGGUCACCGCGGGAGGUCUUCUGGAGUUCCGCUGGGCUAAGGAUGGGGAGGCGAUGAUGCCAUCAAGCCACUCUCUGGCUGUGCCGGACUAUCGUGGCAUCGGCUCUGCGGGUUCUCUGCGGAGUGAUGGCAGCGAGGCUCUCAUGUUUGACAUGAGCUCUGGGGCUGCUGGGGACUACAUGGGGAGGAAACCUCCAAUUGGGAAAUUCAGCCAACCCAGGCACAGCGUAUUCUCCACCCGGAGUAUGGGGGUCGUGGGUAGCUCCGAUACCAGUCUGCCUCAAGAUGGACCUCAGGCAGCAGCAGCAGCAGCAGCUGCAGCCGCAGCAGGAAUGGUUCCCGAUGCCUCUGGCAUGAUACAGUACCCCGGCGGCCACAUGGCCCAGUACCCCGGCGGCCACAUGGCCCAGUUUCCCGGAGGCCACAUGGCCAUGCCACAGAUGACGGUGGCCCAGCAGCAGCUCAUGUCUAUGUCCAGCAUGUACCCUCAGAUGUACACGCCCCCGGCCGGCCUGCAGCCUAUGGGCAUCAUGCACAUGCAGGAGACUGCUGCCCAAGCAUCAGAGCUGAGAGACUUGCCCUUCACACCAGUACACGCUCUGUCCUUGGCACCUGGACCUUUGCCCAGAGGAGGCCGUGGCUUAUCCCGAGCAGCGUAUGCCAGACUGUACGCCGCUGGCUUCCCCCCCCUGUUGGAUCGUAACGGGGACCCGCCGGAGGUGAUAGACCCUCAGGGCCACCAUCUGGUCAACCUGACCAAAGAACAGGCUGAUCCUCUGCAGUCCAAUGAACUGAUUUUUCAGUUUUUGGCUUAUUCCAAAGAGCCAUCAGCUGAUGCAGUCCAUGCCCAGGGUCAAGGCCACCCAGCCACAGUCUUCUUCAGCUUCCAGUUUUACAGGUUCCCUCAGGUCACCACAGAAAGAAUGCUCUUGUCCAAGGCCACGAAUGACCUGUCCUCCAACCCCCAAGCCAUGCCGUUCAUCCUACAGAGGCUCAACGCUGACGGUUCUGUCAUGGAAGGUCCUCCAGGCCUAGAGGUGAAGUAUUCCAUUGAUCCAACAUACCUGAAGCCUGGGGAGGUAUCUCUGUUCUGGCAACACCUGUCUCGACAGACCAUGCACAUUGAUGUAUGGGAUGGUGAUUCUUUGCUCCUGAUUGGCUCCAGCUCUGUGGAACUGAAGUACCUUUUCCGUGGAGGGAAUGAAGCAGUGCAGACCACAUUUGAGUUAGACGUCCUUACCACCGAGUACCAGGAGGACUCGUCCGCUCUGACCGGUGAUGUGACCCGCGGGGGCAGCGUGCGACCUGUUGGGGUCAACUGUGUCAACCGGGGAAGGCUACACUUCCGUCUGGCUAACAUUGGCUAUCCGGUAGACAGACGGAAAACUGGCGACUUUCACUCAGUGCCCAGCAAGACCCAGGUGGUUGUGUCCCAGACCGCUGGAAACUCUUCCUUCAAAGGCGGCAGUCUGUCAGCCAUCAUCCCCCCAGCAGGUACAAAGAAAGUCCGAGUCGCUCGGGCUAAGAACUUGACAGAGAACAGGGAAGUGGCAUCGUUGCUGUUCUCUGAGCAGAAGAAACUGGAGGCCUUGACCUUGGGUGAUGAAGAAGAACUGAAGCCCCGUGAGGGAGAUGCUGAGAGGCAGAGGAAGCUUGCGAGACUGCAGGCGGUGAAGGCAAAGGAGAUGCCGGAGGAGGACAACAAAGCUGUCACAACCAUCAUGGGCUAUCGUCGAGACAAAUCGGAAAGAACUCGGGACUACAAAACAAUCGACAUCUACCGUCACCAGACGAAGCACGAAGGCAUUCUCAACAUGCUGAACACUUCCAUCACCUCGGAGCAUGUCCUGUUCCCGUCCUUUGGCACCGCCGAAUUCUUUGAGUUUGUGCUCAGAAACCCAUUCAAUCAUGAACAGACGCUCACCAUCGAGAUUAGUGAUCCUGAGUUGCACUUAAUCACCGACGCCCGGGAGUGGCGGCACUACAAGCAGCUGAGCCAGCUGACCACCCCGGUGGAAGAGGGCAUGUUCACGUCUGCCAGCAGCGAUAAGAAAAAGCCGCAGAUUUUCCUGCGUCCCAAGGAGACGGUUAACAUUCCCCUCAAGUUUCAGACUUUCAAGACAGACAUGAGCGUUCUACCACAAGGCCCCUCGAACCCCUUCUCCAAAGUUAAUCGACAGACAGAGAUGGACAAGACUUUAGAGCCCCGGAUGGUCAGGGUGUUGUUCCGGUCCCAAGAAGGCAAAGUUGUGGCCAUUCUGAACAUCAAAGUGGAGCCUCAGCCUCACGUGGUGGACCAGACAUUCCGCUUCCACCACCCUGAGAACUCCUUCCUCAAAAAGUCUGUCAGGCUUCCACCAUUCCACACUCUUCCAGGUGCCCCUGUUGGGGGAGGCGGCAUCAGUCAAGUGUUUGUCCGCUGCAGCGACCCCAACGUGGUCCUGGACUGUAAGCCCACCCAGCCUGGGGAGCCGCACGAUAUUUUCAUGAAGGUUGCACUAGCUGCAUCUCCACAGAUCAAAAGGUUCUUUGUGUGUGCAUACAUCGACCCUUUCCUGUCUCGGCCCACACAGAUCUGGCAGUGCUACGUACAUGCGCUGCAACGUGUUGAUGUGUCCUGUGUAGAGGGACAAACCUCCCGAAUCUCUCUGCUGCUCAAGGGCACACAAGCCACCAGGCUGGUCAAAGUCUUCUCCUCCCACCCGGAAGAACUCCAGAUGACCCCCCAGGACCCCUUCAUUCUGGCCGCUGGGACCGUACACGAGGUGACAGCCGCUGUGCGGCCGGUCAAGUCAGGCAGCAAGUUCUUUUACCUACAUGUGGUGGACAUGGAGUACCACCAGCUGGUGCGCGCCUGGCUUCUGUGUGCCAGCUGCCGGUCGCCCAUCGUGUCCCGAGCCUUUGAGCUGACGCUGCCCGUGGGCGGCGGGAAGAACAACAGCAAGCGUAUCACUUACACCAACCCGUACCCCGUGCCCAAACGGUUCCACCUUCUCUGUGAUCGGAACGAUCUCCUGCAGUUCAAAGAGCCGUUAUUUGAGCUGGAAGGCGGAGCGUCGCAGGCGAUAGGUUUGAGGUUCAUGCCCAUCAUGCAGCCCGGCUCGGCUGAGAUCAUGGUGUUUAUCAAUGACGAGGAAGACAAGAAUGAAGAGACGUUCAGAGUGACGGCAACAUACAAGUUCAUGUAGUCUUGCUAUAUCUGAAAUUGUCUUCUGAUUCGUACUCAUUUCUAAAUGACUAAUGUAUGAGAAGAAAAAAACGCAUAGAAAGCAUGAUUUAGUAUGUGAAAGAUAAUUAUAGUUUUAUUUACAUUUGUAACUAACAUUUUUUUUAGAUCUAAUGGAUAGAAAGCAUGGUUUGCAUAUCUCAUUUUCCAUUGAAAAUACAUCCUUAUUCAGAAAACUCCUUACAUUUUCAAGUUGAAUACUUGAAUACAUCAUGGAGCUUUUCUGGUAUCGUAUUACUCUGUGAAUAUGCUCGCUUAGUUCAGUUUAUUGCUAUUUGUCUUGUAAGAGACACCCAUUUUAUAGGAUAUAUAUAAAAUAUAAUAUGUAUCAUCAGCAAAUAGAUAUGAUCAUCGAAACAAGUACGCACUGUGAUAGAAUACAUUGUAAAGUUGUUGCUAUUUAUAUAUUUUGAAAACUGUUUUUUUGUUUUGUUUUAAUGUGUCCUACUUAAAUUGAUCCAGCCAUGAAUUCUAGUGUGAAUUCAGAUCAAUCAUAUCAACUGGAAUAAAUGUUGAACAGCAGUCAAUUUUGUACUUGGUCAGGUGAUGGAGACCUACUUAUGUUUGUAUCUAAGUGAAAAUGUUUGUCUUUUUUUUCUAGCUUCAUUCACUCACCAGAAGGGGAACUUUGCCAAGUGUGUGUGCUGGUGUGUUUGUCAUGAUGUGUGUUAUGCAGGUGUGUUUACCUCACCUGUGUGUGUGUGUGUGUGUGAGAGAAAGAAGGAGACAGAAAGAGGGAGAGGGGCUUAGUAAGAGGGGAAAAUGCAUGUAAAUAUGUAUAAUUAAAAAUCACUUUGACAAGGAGAAAAAAUUAUGUCUAGACUGAACUUUUGUUUAUCAAGUUAAGAGUGUGCAGAUUUGUUCUAAUUUGACCCUAAUUUUCCUCUCCUUUUUCUACGCGUUUGAGUUAUUUUGUUCCAAAGCAUAUAAUUUUCCUCUCCUUUUUUUAGGCAGCUAUUUUCCAUUUUUUAAACACAUACAUUUUUAGUUUUGUUUAUAUAUAUAUCUUUAGUCUUUAGUCCAUAAGUUGCUCUGGCUGGAUGUUCAUGACGCCCUUUAUGAUGAAGCUGUGUACAGUUGGCCUAGGCAUCAUUUUGUUUAGUUAAUCAUGACAUGGAGUCUUGGAGAAAAUGUUGCAGUGUUGUAUGGUUAUGGUUUUAAAAGUAGAUUUACACUUUGUUAAGUUUAGAAAGAUGCAAUGCGAAAAUUUGAAUAAAAUGAUUGAGAGAAAAAAUUGUUGGGGUGCCAGUCUAAAAGUUUGAAAAUUGCCGACCUAGCAAUGGCUCUUAUUCAUUAUCCCUAAAAUUAUUGGCAGAAAGUAGUUGCUCGUGAUUCUUAACAGUAACAGUACAGUGUUAGCUAUUUAGAUGAAUUGUUACUUUUCCCCCACACCUGGGUCGCAAAUUGGGUCAGUUUUUGUUCAUUAUUAAAACAUUUUGUUUUAUUUUCUGAUUUUUUUUUCUUGGGGGUCCUUGUUCAAGUGCUCAGAAUCUUGAAUACUUGAUAUUUAGCAUCAUUGUAGUAAUGUGUGUGGAACGUUUUUUUCAGGAGUAAGCAGAGUCUUUUUGUUGUCUGGGAGUGGGAGAGCUCUUCUGGAGGAGAUCAGUAUGGGUUUUUUUCUAUUACAGGUAACUAGUUGUAUAUUGAGUGGAAGAAAACUUGUUGGGCUGGUGUAGAUAUAUAGAUCUACAUUUUGUGUAUCCCAAUCCAUUUUUUUGGUGCCUUAUUCCGUCCUCUCUGCUCGUGAUUUUAUGACUUUUAUGGAAAUAUUUACUCAACUUUUGUCUCUGUGCGUUAGUCAUAUUUAUGGUCCUUUUUGGGACAAAGAUGAAUACAUGAAUAAAUAUGUAGUCAAAGUACAA
Aplysia californica (California sea hare) is the source of this 10547-nucleotide messenger RNA. RefSeq names its product nephrocystin-4. The record is from RefSeq and is a predicted model, not a curated record. The transcript has 26 exons. Gene Ontology annotation, biological process: negative regulation of canonical Wnt signaling pathway; protein localization to ciliary transition zone. Gene Ontology annotation, cellular component: ciliary transition zone; cytoskeleton; ciliary base. The coding region runs from base 4034 to 8647 and encodes 1537 amino acids. NCBI's taxonomy places the organism in Eukaryota, Metazoa, Mollusca, Gastropoda, Aplysiida, Aplysiidae.